Metopolophium dirhodum (rose-grain aphid) is the source of this 3108-nucleotide messenger RNA. RefSeq lists its product as uncharacterized. NCBI's taxonomy places the organism in Eukaryota, Metazoa, Arthropoda, Insecta, Hemiptera, Aphididae. The record is from RefSeq and is a predicted model, not a curated record. The transcript is spliced from 8 exons. Bases 1 to 3108 code for a protein of 1035 amino acids.
AUGAAUUUAAACAAUACAACUACAAAUGAUUCAUCAAUCGAACCUACAACGAUUGCAAAUACUACUACUACUACAACAACAACAACAACAACAAUUGCUGUUAUUCCAACGGUCGUAAACAAUAACGAAUUUGACAAAAAACAAACAUUGAUGAACCGUAUAAAAAAAGAAACUGAAAAACUUUUUGAAAAAGACCAACGUUUACAUAACCACGUUAAAGAACUUGUAACUCUUGUGAAAGAAUUCAAUCGGGGACACAUACCAACAAAUAAAAUAUCCGGUAAUUAUGUAAAUAUUUACGCUAUAAACGACGUAAUGAAAUCCGUUUCUGGACAAAAUAUUAUACCUUUAGAAAUUUUAAUCGCAGGCAUGUACCAAUAUCAAACUGACGAUAAAUUAUUAAAUAGUGUAUACGGUUUAAAUAUCGAUACUCGUAAAUGGAAUAACGUCAAACCUGAUACAUUGUCGGAUAUAAAUUUUCAAUCUAACAACACGACAACUUCUGCCGAAGAAAUAACGAAACAUAUAAUAACGGAUUUUAACGACGUUAAAAAUAAACUUGACAAAUUUUCGGCUAUUGCCAGUUAUGCUAAUAAUACUUGUUCGCAAUUAUUUGGUAACAAAAAUAAUCCACCUUUGCCCAAUACUGAUUUACAUUCCCACCAAAUACAAGAAAUUUCAAAAAAACCGUCAACAAUUAAAAUCCAAACGAUGGACAAGGCUGCGGUAGAAACUUUAAAAAAUAAAAUAAAACAAUUAGAAAUGGAAAUACUUGGCUUGAAAGAGAAACACAGUAGAGAGCAAACAGAAAAGAAUGAUUUAAUAAGAGCAAUAACUGUAGAUUUAGACAAGAAUGAAAAAAAAUAUGACAAUUCUGAGCUGCAUAUGCAAGAACGUAACAGAGAGAAUUUAGAAAAGUUCGCGGAAGAACUCAAGGUGAAAAAAAAUGAAAUACAAAAAUUAAAAGAUCAAUUAUCCGAUACACGACAGAGUUUAGAUGGUUGUAACAAAAAUCGUUUAGAACAAAAACAAAUGUAUUCGGAAAAAAUUCAAGAUUUAGAAAAACAAAUAAAAGAGUUACAAAAUACAAAUUUACAGCAAACCAUAAGUGAAUUAGGUGAUAAAAUUGCAAAAAUUUAUGAAAGACCAGAAUUUAAUCAACAUAUCGAGCUUAUAGAAAAAUUGAUAAACGAACGCGAUGCUCUUCAGGAAAAAAUAAAUAACACAAACGAAUCUAUGGAUUUGGACCAAUUAGAUGUAAACGCUGUGGCACAUGAAUUGUCAACAUUCGAUUCGGACAUGUUUAAUAACAUUUCCAUGUCUUUACCACCAGUACAGCACGGUAGCCGCCGUAAAAAUGAAAAUAAAAUUUCUUUACAAAAAUUAAUAGAAGACUUAAUGAAUCAACACCAAGAAUACGAAUCUUAUACCAAACAAAUAAUAAUUAUGCUGUUAAACUAUAUUGAAACUGAUCCGAACGUUUCAAAAGUUUUUGAAGAACCUUUAAAAGCGUUAUAUAAGGCACGAGUAGCUUUGAAAAAGACUCACACCCGGAAAUUUUAUUUACACAAUUCUGACAAUUCGGAAAAUGACGAAGACGACGCCGACGUGGAUAUUGAAAGCCAACAGUCGGAAAUUUUACAAAUUGAAAACAAUACUGAUAGACAACAACAAGGAUCUAGUUUACAACCGCAACAUAUUGAACUAUCACCAACUUUAUCGUGGCCUAUUUCAGUAGAAAAUGAUACAAAUUUCAAUAUCGCAGACGUUGCAAAAACAUGGAAAUUUAAUAACGACAGUGAUGAUGAUGAUGAUAUAAUAACUGUUAAUAAUUCAAAUACCGAAAACGCACAAAUCGCACACCGACAGCAUAUUGAAUCUAAUUUACCGUUAAUGCCAGAAACAACAUUGUUACCAAUUUCUGAAAACAGAUUUGAAAACGCAAUUUCCUUAUUUUUAAACUCUGAUGAAAAUAUCGACGAUAACAUAAACAUACAAACGGAAUCUAAUAAUAUCAUACCGUCAACAAUUCCUUUGGAUACGGCUCUUUUGAUUCCAACCGAGCCGUCAGAUUUAAAUUUGCCAAUAUUGUCAGAUGACGAUCAACCAAUGUCAGAUGUAUCAGAUUUACCGUCCGAGUCAUCAAACGUAAACGAUAUAGCUGUGGAAACUUGUAAACGUAAAGUAGGAUCUGAUCUUUGUUUAGAUAUUUCCGAAAACGAACAAGCCAAUCAUAUACCAAAAAUGAGAUCCAUAGUUUAUAACGAAAAAAAUAAUAAAAAAAAAUCUUUAAUAACGGCUGAACAAGAAGAAAAAAAUAAAAUACUAAAAUUAUGGGAUAAUGACUAUUCAAACACGGAUUCCGAUACUAACAGUAGUUUAUCUAGUAUAUCGACAAAUCAAAGCAAUUUACAACGGCAAUCUUUUAAAAAUAUCGCAAUGCCUGCGAUAAUCGAAGAAACUAAUUUUAACGAUAUACCGGUUAAAUGUUUCACCAACUAUGAUGAUUUUCUAAAUUUUGUUAAACUUCAAACGGUUGCUCCUCCCGAAACAGAAUAUCCCCCGGUAAACAAUACAUGGCCGUUCGAGUAUAACAAUGACGCUUUGACCUGUAAUGAAAAAGAACAAUUAUGUGAUUUAACAAUGAAAGAUUAUAUAAACGAAACUAGUAAGGAAAUCACGUCACUAAAUCGGCUGGUAUCGAUUUUUAAUGUUAUAUCUCAUAGUUGGGUAUAUGAUGACAUUACAGCUUUGUUUAUACACACCAUUGCGGCUCGAAUCGCAAGACAUUUAAAGUCUCAUAUGUUACCUGAAGUAUUUACUCAAGAUCUGGAGAGAAUGAAAGUUUUGAAAAUGCAAUCAACUUCGUUUGGAAACACUAAGCUGGGUGCUAAAUUAAUACCAACUGCUUGUGAAAAAGCAUGGAAACCUUUAAGAUUUACCAUGAUAAUUACACAAGGUGACGAAAAAGGUAUGGCCGCAAAAUCUAAAUUAUUGUACUUAGGCUAUUAUAGUAGUAUGACAACAAGUUUGCUAACAGUGGCCGCAAUGUUCUACGCCAUACCAAAUGUCAAUAAAAUUAUAUCAUGCCCGGCCAUAAAUGAAUAA